AUGCGUAAGGCAUGGGUGCACAUCACCAUACUAGGGUCGAUAACGCAGCGCAUAGUAUCGCUGAGCGCAGAGGGUGUCGAAGACAGAACCCAAGCUAGCCGGCUCAGAACUAUGCGCACACUCCACGUUUCGCUCAACUUGCUCGCCGCGCCGACGCCCUGGUUCAAGAGACAUGCCCUACGCCCGCGGACGAUGCGGGUCUCUCUUCCGCGGUCCCAAGAGCUCCCUCCGCCAAACCCGACUCCGCCCUCCGACAAUGACAACCCGACGCUCCUCGAAGAUAGACCCGAGUUGAAUGCAUCCCCUGCCUUGUCUGCCUUGAGACAAGAAAGUAAAAAAUGGCAAGACUCUCCCAAGGAAUUCUUCGCAGCUGUACCAGAUAGUGUAACCAAGUACGACCGCAAGAGCCCGGUGGACUUCAUACGAGGGACGAUCGCGUUCAGGAUUAGAGCUGGAGAGUUCUUUCGGUGUCGAAAGACAUGGGGACACCGUGGACGAAGAGCCUUUAGGGCUCACGUGGCCCGUUGCAAAACAGCGUUAUCCUCGAUUGACCACGCCAGGUGGCUGGAGUUCGGGAGGACUACGGACAUGAUUCUUCGAAGACAUGCCGCCGGUACCAUCGUGGCGAGCUGCCUGCUUGAUGCGCCAGAAGCCAAACAAUAUGCGGAAGAAUUUGCAGCCCUUGAAAAGGCGUUGUGGGACUACAUCGUCAAAGACUAUAGCUGUCUGAAAAAUAAGAUUCGCACGCACCGCUCGCACCGCACUACAGGCCGUCCCCGCCCUCAUGGGGCCCAUCACAACCAUUCAUGCAAUACUUUACUCUCUGAUGAGCCACAUCAAGUUGUCUUCGACAGCUUGGCCAAAGCCCUUCCGCCCCAGAAUACAGAUCGAAGCGAUCCCGUCGACGGGCAGUCGGCCUUGGUCGAUCAACGGCAACCUCCUUGUGCGAUAGCCCAGUCAUAUGAGCAUGCCAGGAUGCUUUACAGCACUCCAAUAUCUCAACAAUCGCCAACCCAACAGUCACAACAAUGUCUAUCGUCCUCCGUUCACAACCCCACCACUCCUCACUUUUACAGUGGAAGCACAGCGGAAAUGUCAUCGCAUCCGGCAUGCAUAUCGCAGCUCUGGCCCUCGACCAACACGAUCCCGACGGCUCCAGAAUGUAUCGGUCAUCUGCCUCAACAGGACUUCGCCACACAAGCCGUGACGAGCACUCCGCUUCCUGCGUUCGAUAUCUGCCUGGCGGGUUCCCAGCACUGCUCGAUGGGCUCUUUGCCUACACAUCCGCACAGGAUGCAGACUCCUCUGGCGGAACAGAUCACCGCGAGUCCUUACAUGGCUGGGUACGAACAAUACCAGUCUCAGGCAUCGUUGUCGACGUUCGGCAGACCUGUCCACGAUCCCUCCCACCUCAGGAUGAAUCUUCAAGGGCAGUUUGUUGCAGAGGUCCCGUGGGAAUGCGUUGAGAAUCAAGAUUUUCAAGGGUCCAGGAUUCGGCACCGGCAGCGCACUGUCUAA
Colletotrichum abscissum is the source of this 1518-nucleotide messenger RNA. RefSeq lists its product as uncharacterized. The transcript has 6 exons. Bases 1 to 1518 code for a protein of 505 amino acids. The record is from RefSeq and is a predicted model, not a curated record. Lineage: Eukaryota; Fungi; Ascomycota; Sordariomycetes; Glomerellales; Glomerellaceae.